This is a messenger RNA of Prunus armeniaca (apricot), 4890 nucleotides long. NCBI's taxonomy places the organism in Eukaryota, Viridiplantae, Streptophyta, Magnoliopsida, Rosales, Rosaceae. The record is from the annotation of a GenBank genome assembly.
AUGGAUUCUUCCAACCGAACAGUGAGCUUUGCAGCCCCAAGAGGCUUUGGCACCACACUCAAAUCUGAUCUCAAAGAGACAUUCUUCCCUGACGACCCCUUUAAGCAAUUUGAGAAUCAGAAACCACUUGGAAAGGUCAAGAAAGGCUUGCAAUAUCUCGUUCCCAUCUGCAAAUGGCUUCCGAAAUACAGUUUAAAAACAUUUCAAUACGACGUGCUUGCCGGCAUCACCAUCACCAGUCUUGCCAUCCCUCAAGGGAUUAGCUAUGCGAAGCUCGGCCAGGUUCCUCCCAUUGUUGGCCUUUAUUCAAGUUUUGUUCCUCCAAUUAUUUAUGCAAUAUUUGGAGACUCCAAGUAUAUUGCCGUGGGAACUGUGGCAGCAUGCUCUUUACUUAUUGCAGAAAUCAUUGGAGAAGUGGCUUCACCGAAGACUGAACCGGCAUUGUACCUUCACUUGGUUUUUACAGCCACCUUUGUUACCGGCAUCAUGCAGACUCUUCUCGGUGUUCUAAGGCUGGGGAUUUUGGUGGAUUUUCUAUCGCAUUCCACCAUCACUGGCUUCAUGGGAGGGACUGCAGUUAUAAUCUGCUUGCAACAGUUGAAGGGCCUGCUGGGACUGAAGAAUUUCACCACCAAAACCGACGUCGUAAAUGUUUUGAAAUCAGUGUUCGAACAUAGAAAAGAGUGGAGGUGGGAGAGUGCAGUUAUGGGUAUUAUCUUCCUUAUUUUUCUUCAGUUCACCAGGUGGCUGAGGGAUAGGAAGCCAAAGCUAUUUUGGGUGUCGGCUAUGUCUCCACUGGUGGUGGUUGUAUCCGGCUGCCUUUUUGCUUAUUUUGCCCAUGCUCAAAAUCAUGGAAUUCCCAUUGUGGGAGAAUUGAAGAGAGGCAUCAAUCCUCCUUCCAUUCAAUUUUUGAACUUUGACCGCAAAUAUUUUCCACAAAUUGUGAAGGCUGGGGCUAUAACUGGCCUUAUUGCUUUGGCUGAAGGAAUAGCAAUUGGAAGGAGCUUUGGCAUCAUGAGAAAUGAAAACGUUGAUGGCAACAAGGAAAUGGUAGCUUAUGGCCUCAUGAACAUUGUUGGAUCUUUCACUUCAUGCUAUUUGACCACUGGACCCUUUUCAAAGACUGCGGUGAAUUACAACGCGGGAGCUAAGACACCAAUGUCAAACGCAGUGAUGGCCGUUUUCAUGGCACUUGUGCUUCUCUUCUUGGCUCCCCUCUUUAGCUACACCCCUCUUGUUGCUUUAUCUGCCAUUAUUAUGUCCGCCAUGCUUGGCCUCAUCAAAUAUGAAGAAGCCAUUGAACUCUUCAAGGUUGACAAGUUUGACUUUGUCGUUUGCAUGGCUGCCUUCUUUGGUGUUGCCUUCAUAAGCAUGGACAUGGGACUCGGCCUCUCAGUGGUUCUUGGUCUUGUGCGAGCCCUCCUUUAUGUGGCUAGGCCAGGAACUUGUAAGCUUGGGAGAUUGCCAGACUCAGUCAUAUACCGUGACAUAGAGCAGUACCCUGACGCAGGAAGGAAUCCAGGGAUCAUCGUGCUUCAAAUUGGCUCCCCAAUUUACUUUGCAAAUGGCAACUAUGUCAGAGAGAGGAUUUUAAGAUGGGUUCGUGAUGAGCAAAGCCAUCUAGAAACUACGGGAGAUGAGCUUGAGCAUGUUAUGCUAGAAUUGUCUGGAGAUAAACAAACCUUGACUGCAAGGGAUGUUAAGUUGGGAAUUAUAAACCCGAGGCUUAAGGUGAUGGAGAAGAUGAUAACCUCACAUUUCAUAGACAAGCUUGGAAAAGAAAAUGUCUACCUAUCGAUCGAGGAAGCAGUUGAAAAUUGCAAGUUUUCGACUAGUAAGCCAAAGAAAACCACCAAUGAAUCCGGCGAUUCAUCGAAAGGCGCUAGAGAUGCAAGUGAUGAUGCAUCACAACAACCUCCCGAUCUCUCUCUCCCACACAGACGAACACACAAACACGCUCUGUUCCCCGAACGUGCGCUCACAGUCACAGCGAAAACUGUUGGACCUCUGCUUCUAACUCUCUUCGCUUCGAUCUCUAACGCUAAGCCUUCCAGCUUCGCUCUUCGAGCUCUGCACCAACUUCUCCCAUCCGAGCCUGUCAUCUCCAAGCUCACAAAAAUGCCUCUCAUGCUUGAUAUCAAGAGAAAAUUUGUGCAAAGAACCGAGAGAGUUAAGUCUUUGGAUCUGCAUCCAACUGAACCAUGGAUCCUUGCAAGUCUGUAUUCAGGAACCGUGUUUAUUUUCAAUUACCAGUCACAGAGCAUGGCAAAGUCUUUUGAAGUCUCUGAAUUGCCAGUUCGGUCAGCAAAAUUUGUUGCCCGUAAGCAGUGGGUAGUAGCUGCAGCUGAUGACAUGUUCAUACGUGCAUACAAUUAUAAUACGAUGGAUAAGGUUAAAGUGUUUGAAGCACACUCAGACUAUAUUAGAUGUGUGGCUGUCCAUCCAACACUUCCAUGUGUUUUGUCAUCAUCCGAUGACAUGCUUAUCAAACUGUGGGAUUGGGAAAAAGGUUGGAUGUGUACUCAGAUAUUCGAAGGGCAUUGCCACUAUGUGAUGCAAGUGACCUUUAAUCCUAAAGACACCAAUACUUUUGCAAGUGCUUCCCUGGAUCACACUGUAAAGAUCUGGAAUCUUGCCUCCCCUGACCCCAAUUUUACAUUGGAUGCCCACGUGAAAGGGGUAAAUUGCGUUGAUUACUUCACUGGCGGCGAUAAACCUUACUUAAUCACGGGCUCGGAUGAUCAUACUGCAAAGGUGUGGGACUAUCAGACAAAAACUUGUGUUCAGACACUUGAAGGGCAUACUCACAAUGUAUCUGCAGUAUGCUUUCAUCCGGAACUUCCAGUUAUAAUUACUGGUUCUGAGGAUGGAACUGUUAGAAUAUGGCACUCAACGACUUAUCGGCUUGAAACGACACUGAAUUAUGGGCUUGAACGUGUUUGGGCCUUUGGGUAUAUGAAAGGUUCACGUCGGAUUGUAAUUGGUUAUGAUGAAGGAGCCAUAAUGGUAAAAAUUGGCCGAGAAGUACCAGUUGCUAGCAUGGAUAGUGGUGGGAAAAUUAUUUGGGCUAAGCAUAAUGAAAUUCAAACUGUGAAUAUCAAGAGCGUUGGAGCAGAUUUUGAGGUUGCAGAUGGAGAAAGAUUGCCUUUGGCUGUGAAGGAGUUGGGAACCUGUGACCUUUAUCCUCAAAGUUUGCAGCACAACCCGAAUGGAAGGUUUGUUGUUGUUUGUGGAGAUGGUGAGUACAUAAUAUACACAGGUCUAGCAUGGAGAAAUAGAUCCUUUGGCUCAGCAUUGGAAUUUGUCUGGUCAUCUGAUGGAGAAUAUGCUGUUAGGGAAUCUACUUCAAGGAUAAAAAUUUUCAGCAAAGCAUUCCAGGAAAAGAAGAAUGUUCGACCAACAUUUUCUGUAGAACACAUUUAUGGAGGGGUCUUACUGGCAAUGCGCUCAAAUGACUUUGUAUGCUUCUAUGACUGGGUGGAAUGCAGAUUGAUUAGACGAAUUGAUGUCAAUGUCAAGAAUGUUUAUUGGGCUGAUAGCGGUGAUUUGGUGGCAAUUUCUAGUGAUUCAUCAUUUUACGUUCUAAAAUACAAUAGGGAUAUAGUCUCAUCGUAUUUUGACAGUGGAAGGCCUGUUGAUGAACUAGGUGUUGAGGAUGCCUUUGAGCUCCUCUUUGAAAUAAACGAGCGUGUCAGAACUGGAUUAUGGGUUGGGGACUGUUUCAUUUACAAUAACUCAUCUUGGCGACUAAAUUAUUGUGUUGGUGGUGAGGUAACCACAAUGUUUCACCUAGACCGGCCCAUGUACUUGUUGGGCUAUCUUGCCAAUCAAAGUUGUCUUUAUCUUAUUGAUAAAGAGUUUAAUGUCAUGGGAUACACCUUGCUUCUCAGCUUGAUCGAGUACAAAACACUUAUUAUACGUGGAGAUUUAGAGCGUGCAAAACAAAUUUUUCCAACAAUACCUCCAGAGCAACAUAAUAGUGUGGCUCGUUUUUUGGAAUCUCGAGGUAUGUUGGAGGAUGCACUGGUAGUGGCUACAGAUGCUGACUACAAAUUUGAUCUUGCUAUACAGCUGGGUAGACUUGAGAUUGCAAUGGAAAUUGCUAAGAAGCCCAAAGUGAAUCCCAAGUGGAAGCGGCUGGGAGAAUUAUCCAUGUCCACUGGGAGGUAUUCCCUCACCUUUGUCUUCUGUGUGAACUCCAUUAAACAAACCCAGAAGACCCUUGAAAUGGCUGAAGAUUGUCUAUCACAUGGAAAAGACUUUUCUGGCUUGUUGCUUCUUUAUUCUUCUCUUGGAGAUGCUCAAGGAAUAUUAAAACUCGCAUCCCUUGCCAAAGAGCAAGGAAAGAAUAAUGUUGCUUUCCUUUGCUUAUUUAUGCUGGGUAAAGUGGAAGAAUGCAUCCAGCUGUUGCUGGAAAGUGAACGGAUACCUGAAGCAGCUUUGAUGGCACGAUCUUACCUCCCCAGCAAGGUCUCAGAGAUAGUUUCAAUUUGGAGAAAUGACCUGAACAAGGUCAAUAAAAGAGCUGCAGAAUCAUUGGCGGAUCCGCAAGAGUAUCCUAAUUUGUUUGAGGACUGGCAAGUUUCUCUUGCCCUUGAGUCUAAAAGUGCAGAAAAUAGCGGCAUUCAUCCUCCUGCUGAACAAUACCCAAUUUAUGCUGAGAAGUCAACGACUAGUCUUGUUGAAAGGUUCAGAAGCAUGCAAAUUGAUGAAGAAGCCCCAUUUGAAAAUGGAGAUCUGGAUCAAGAGGAGGUACAGGAGAAUGGAGAAAAUCAAGAUGAAGGUGAGACUGUUGAGGAGGAAGAUGAUUCAACAAAUGGUGUUGUUCUUGUAAAUGGCGACCAGGGUGAAGAGUUGGGUGUAAAUGAUGAGAGAACACCAUCACCGUAA